CAUUUCAUCGCUUGUCUACCAUGGUAUCCAGGGACGCGGGCCGAAGUGGGACCCGACUGCGCCCUCACAGUGCAAAAGCACGUCGGAGCUCGAUGACCCCACCAUAGCAAACACGAGCUCCUAGAGCGUCCCUGGGCCUCCGACUUCUCUAGCCGGCCACCUCGAUUGUAGCUAACCAUAGAGUGGCGGAAGUGGUCCGUCUCCUUCCUCUCCCGGGCCUACAUCUAGCCAGAAGCGUCUGAGGAUUCCUCCGGCGCGGAGCAUUGUGGGCUUGGGUGGGCGGUUCCGAGGCCGAGAACAGACGAGUUGCGGGCCCCUGAAGCCGCUUCCAAGAUGAUGCCCACACCAGUUAUCCUGUUGAAAGAAGGGACUGAUAGCUCCCAAGGCAUCCCUCAGCUUGUGAGUAACAUCAGUGCCUGCCAGGUGGUUGCUGAGGCUGUAAGAACCACACUGGGUCCCCGUGGCAUGGACAAGCUUAUUGUGGAUGGUCGAGGCAAGGCAACAAUUUCUAAUGAUGGGGCCACAAUUCUGAAACUCCUCGAUGUCGUCCAUCCUGCAGCAAAGACCUUGGUGGACAUUGCCAAAUCCCAAGACGCUGAGGUUGGUGAUGGCACCACCUCAGUGACCCUGCUGGCUGCCGAGUUUCUGAAGCAGGUGAAGCCCUACGUGGAGGAAGGUUUGCACCCUCAGAUCAUCAUCCGAGCUUUCCGCACAGCCACCCAGCUGGCUGUUGACAAGAUCAGAGAGAUUGCUGUGACUGUGAAGAAGCAAGAUAAAGUAGAACAGAGGAAGAUGCUGGAGAAGUGUGCAAUGACAGCCCUGAGCUCCAAGCUGAUCUCUCAGCAGAAGGUCUUCUUCGCCAAGAUGGUGGUUGAUGCUGUGAUGAUGCUUGAUGAGUUGCUGCAGCUUAAAAUGAUUGGCAUCAAGAAAGUGCAGGGUGGAGCCCUAGAGGAGUCUCAGCUGGUGGCUGGUGUCGCAUUCAAGAAGACUUUCUCUUAUGCUGGGUUUGAAAUGCAGCCCAAGAAGUAUAAGAACCCCAAGAUCGCCCUCUUAAAUGUUGAGCUCGAGCUGAAAGCAGAGAAAGAUAAUGCUGAAAUCAGAGUCCACACAGUAGAGGAUUACCAGGCAAUUGUUGAUGCUGAGUGGAACAUUCUCUACGACAAAUUAGAGAAGAUCCAUGAGUCUGGAGCCAAAGUCAUCUUGUCCAAACUCCCCAUUGGGGAUGUGGCCACCCAGUACUUUGCUGAUAGGGACAUGUUCUGUGCUGGCCGCGUGCCAGAGGAGGAUCUGAAGAGGACAAUGAUGGCCUGUGGAGGCUCAAUCCAGACCAGUGUGAAUUCUCUGAAUUCAGAUGUGCUGGGCCACUGCCAGGUGUUUGAAGAAACCCAAAUUGGAGGCGAGAGGUACAAUUUCUUCACUGGCUGCCCUAAGGCCAAGACAUGUACCAUCAUCCUCCGUGGUGGGGCUGAGCAGUUUAUGGAAGAGACAGAGCGGUCCCUGCAUGAUGCUAUCAUGAUCGUGAGGAGGGCCAUCAAGAAUGACUCUGUGGUGGCUGGUGGUGGGGCCAUUGAGAUGGAGCUCUCCAAAUACCUGCGGGAUUACUCAAGGACCAUUCCAGGGAAACAGCAGCUGUUGAUCGGGGCAUAUGCCAAGGCCCUGGAAAUUAUCCCACGACAGCUAUGUGACAAUGCUGGCUUCGACGCCACAAACAUCCUUAACAAGCUGCGGGCUCGGCAUGCACAGGGGGGUAUGUGGUAUGGGGUGGACAUCAACAAUGAGGACAUCGCCGACAACUUCCAGGCCUUCGUGUGGGAGCCGGCCAUGGUGCGCAUCAAUGCCCUGACAGCAGCGUCUGAGGCUGCAUGCCUUAUUGUAUCCGUGGAUGAGACUAUCAAGAACCCCCGCUCCACUGUGGAUGCUCCCCCAGCAGCUGGUCGGGGUCGAGGCCAAGGCCGCCUCCAUUGAGAGGCACACCACCCUGAUGAGGUGAAUUGGUGGUGAGGAAAUGGUUGAUUAGUCUGCUGUGUUCUCACUGGAGGUUAUUUAAAUAAAACUUAAGAUUAUUUGGUCA
Molecule: messenger RNA, 2071 nt
Organism: Peromyscus californicus insignis
Lineage: Eukaryota; Metazoa; Chordata; Mammalia; Rodentia; Cricetidae
Gene: Cct7
Product: chaperonin containing TCP1 subunit 7
Exons: 12
Coding region: 334-1965 (543 amino acids)
Biological process (GO): protein folding
Cellular component (GO): chaperonin-containing T-complex
Molecular function (GO): ATP binding; ATP hydrolysis activity; ATP-dependent protein folding chaperone
Source: RefSeq, a predicted model, not a curated record